AUGAAAACCAUUCUGAAAUCCCAUGGAUUGUGGGAUCUAGUCGAAAAUGGGCUCACUGAGUCAGACUUGAAGAAGGAGAAAGAGGAUGCUUCCAUUUCUGAAAAGUCUCCAACGGCUCAAACUCUAAUGAGAGAUGCUCGAGCACUUGGAUUGAUUCAAAGUGCUGUCUCAGAUAAGCUCUUUCCCAGAAUCGUGAAUGAGGAGACCUCAAAGGGUGCUUGGGAUAUUCUGAAGCUGGAGUUCAGAGGUGACAAACAAGUAAGAAAUGUUAAAUUGCAAGGUUUGCGUAGAGAAUUUGAAUAUGCUCGCAUGAAAGAUAGUGAGUCUCUAUCUGUAUAUCUUAUUAGGCUGUUUGAUAUGAUGAAUCAAAUGAAAAGUUAUGGAGAGGAAUUAUCCAGAGAGAGGGUUGUGCAGAAACUGUUGUUUAGUCUGCCGAAAUCCUAUGAUCCUAUUUGUUCUGUGAUUGAGCAUUCCAAGGAUCUAGAAACUCUGGAAGUGCAAGAGGUGGUUGCCUCCUUGAAGAGCUUUGAGCUCAGAUUGGAUCGCCAUACUGAAAAUUCUACAGAAAGGGCCUUUGCUAGCCUGAAUAUUGAGGAGAAGAAUCCUAAGAGUGGCAGUUUUUCUGGAGACCAAAAAUCUCAGAAAAACUGGAAGUCAAGUGAUGGUGUGAAAAAGAAUCACUCAUGGUAUAUUGAUAGUGGUUGUAGUAACCACAUGACAGGAGAUGAGGGACUCUUAGUGAAUAUUCAAAGGAAUUUGACUUCUAAAGUCAAGAUGGGGACUGGAGAGGUAGUUCCAGUGGCAGGAAAAGGAACUCUUGUGAUAAAAAUCAAGCUGGGGAAGAAGCACAUUCAAGGAGUAAUGCUUGUACCUGGUCUGGAAGAAAAUCUACUCAGUGUUGGGCAAAUGAUGGAGCAUGGUUAUUAUCUUGUGUUUGGAGGGAAUAUGGUGAAUGUUUAUGAUGAUCAGUCACUACGAAAUCUGAUUGUGAGGGUUCAAAUGACCAAUAACAGAUGUUUUCCACUUACAAUGAUGCCUGCAAGUGAGUUGGCUUUAAGAGCAAGUGUUUCUCACUGCCUGUAG
Molecule: messenger RNA, 1083 nt
Organism: Prunus persica (peach)
Lineage: Eukaryota; Viridiplantae; Streptophyta; Magnoliopsida; Rosales; Rosaceae
Exons: 2
Coding region: 1-1083 (360 amino acids)
Source: RefSeq, a predicted model, not a curated record